AUGAUGGACUUGAGAGCGCUAGGCAGUGUCGACGGUAUGCUGGAAAGCAUAAGUGUCGUGCAGUUGGCGGAAGCCUUGCUUGAUAAAUUACAGAAACAAGCGGCAUCAUUGAGCAUGGACCUGAUCGUGGAGCUGACAAAGAUUGUCACGCACUCUCUUACAGUGAUUCGCGGAGCUCAUAAUUCUCUCGCUUCCGUUAACAAGCUGCCUCUCGAUGUCUUCAGCAUCAUCCUGCAGCUCGUUUCAAAUCCAUUGUACUCGCUAGCCGACUACAGAACUUGGGAUGUCUACGAGCUCCCUCCCUGGCUAUCUCCAUACGUGGAACCAUAUUCCAUCAUCGACCUGACACACGUGUGCCGUCACUGGCGUAAUGUCGCGUUGGACCUUCCUUCACUAUGGGCUAACGUUGCCGAUUCUUCAUGCGACAAGCCAGUUCUUCGCACCCUAAUAGAUCGUUCACGAAUGGCACUUUUAAAUGUCUUCAUGGAAAAUUACCCUCUUCCAUUUGUCACUAGACUUAUGACUUCUGAUGGGCACCGUGUGCGGAGCGUUUGGUGGGAAGGACACUGCAAUGAGCAUGCCCUGCAAUUGUUCAAUUUUCCUGCUCCCGCUAUAGAGUCGCUCGUACUCAUGGAGUUCGGGAAGCUCAAGGACACGCCUAUUGUUCCUGUCUUAUUAUUCCACGGGAAUGCACCUCGAAUACGGCAAUUGUUCCUACAGCGCCUCUCAUGGCUACCCAGCAAUGAAUUCUCAUCCCUCACUCAACUCCACCUCGCCUCGUACAGUGGCCCAGGUCUUUCUUCCGCGGUAUUAACUCUACUCGGUCGAACUCCCAACUUGAGGGAUCUCAUCCUAUCCCACCUUCGCGACUUAUCGGUGCAACCCGAAUCCCGAGUAAUACCCUUGAUGCAUUUACGCACAUUCUUAUAUCGGGAAAACUCAGUGGGUGUCGCUCCAAUAUUUCAACACCUCACUCUCGGGGUCGAGACGGCGUUGAAGAUCUACUACCUACAGCCAUCGGAAGUUGCUGUUCCUUGCGGACUUUCACCCUUGCCUGUGGCGCAGAGCAUCACCAAAAUUGCUAUCCUCCAGUGGACGAACAGCCAGUGGAUGGACAUGUCGUCCGUACUGGCAGUGGGCCCGCAGUCCGGUGUAGACAUAGGCAUGUUCGAACCACAGUCACAACAGAUGGUUGACGCCAUGUUCGAGCUGGUCCGCGAUGAGCUGCCCUGCGUUCAAGUUCGAGAACUUUGGAUCAUGGAGAUCCGAUGUGCGUUGUCGAGCCGGCAUGCCGAUCUCGCAACGAUGCUGCGAUGCAUGCCCAACUUGGAGAAGAUGGUGGUUCUGGAGGAGAACCUCACCCAGAUAGUCCAUGCUCUCCUAUGGUCUAACCAACUACCCGACCCAUCUUCUCCGCGCAAGCCCAUGACGCUGCACAUCAUCAUUCAUCGUGUUGACGAUGACCUGGAAACGUUCAUGUUCCAUAUACCGCAACUCAUAGGGCUUGGUAUCACCCAUCUCACCAUUGGCUUGCUUCGGGGCCGCACCUGCCUUCGGCUCAAGCAUCGGCCAGGCUUAUUUGAAGAGUUUGGAUUUCAGUCGGUGGUGUAUGUGCACCAUCAGGAGUUACCAAUCAUGGACAUGCCGACAGCGUGCACGACCAGUCAACAUCUCCACUGGCUGUCGUGGGAGAAGAUUUGGAGAGACCUGGACUCGGAAUUAUAA
This is a messenger RNA of Sparassis crispa, 1725 nucleotides long. RefSeq lists its product as hypothetical. Bases 1 to 1725 code for a protein of 574 amino acids. The record is from RefSeq and is a predicted model, not a curated record. The transcript has 3 exons. Lineage: Eukaryota; Fungi; Basidiomycota; Agaricomycetes; Polyporales; Sparassidaceae.